Molecule: messenger RNA, 312 nt
Organism: Bipolaris oryzae ATCC 44560
Lineage: Eukaryota; Fungi; Ascomycota; Dothideomycetes; Pleosporales; Pleosporaceae
Exons: 1
Coding region: 1-312 (103 amino acids)
Molecular function (GO): oxidoreductase activity
Source: RefSeq, a predicted model, not a curated record
AUGGCAGGCGCAACCGUCCUAGUCCUCUACCCACAAACCCCAACCUCCACCUUCAACGCCGACUACUACCUCUCGACGCACAUGCCCCUGGCCGCAAAACACUGGACCAAGCACGGCCUCAAGAGCUGGAGCGUCUCCAAGCUCAAUCCCGACGGGCCUUACGCGUACUCGUCGGUGCUCGAGUGGGAGAGCUACGAGGGCUUCCAGGCGGCGAUAAAGGAUGCAGGCACUAAAGAAAUCAUGGAGGAUGUACCGAAUUUUAGUAGUGAGAAGGCGGUUUUGGUGCAUGGAAAUGUUAUUGCGUCGGGUUAG